This is a messenger RNA of Cyphellophora attinorum, 891 nucleotides long. RefSeq lists its product as uncharacterized. Lineage: Eukaryota; Fungi; Ascomycota; Eurotiomycetes; Chaetothyriales; Cyphellophoraceae. The transcript has a single exon. The record is from RefSeq and is a predicted model, not a curated record. Bases 1 to 891 code for a protein of 296 amino acids.
AUGUCCGCCAACAAGAACAUCAAGAACACCAACACCAACAACCGCUCUUCCUCCCCGUCAGCUCUCUUCUCAUUACCGUCAGUGACACCGAGUCCUGGUCCGAGCUCUACUUUUGCCGCUGGUCAUGCUGCUACUCAUGCUGCUGGUCCUGCUGCCGCCGCUUCCGCCCGGAAUCUCGCUGAACUCUUUGACCGCACUCAAGACCCACCGUCUCGGGAGCUGGCUCGUCUUACCGUCACCAAUGACGGGCCGGUGGCUGCUGCUGGUACUGCUCGUCCUACUCCCAUUCCACCUGGUCCUGCUGUCCACGUUCGUCCGCCAAGUCUGGAUCCGCCGCAGGCAAGAAGUCCUGGUCAGAAUACUUGGUCGCAGCCCCAGGCUCCGCCGCUGCCACCAACGCUCACAAUGCGCGAACGCGCUUUUGUAGAAGGUGGGCAGAGACUGGCAGCGAUGUCAGAGUCUGAAGGUGCAGGAUGGGGGGAGAAGACCACCGAGGAGGUUGAGGAGAACGCUAAGAAGGAAAGAGAGGAGCAUAGGGCGAAGGGCGAGGCGAUCGCGCCGGGUUGGGAGCAUGAGGAAGGAGACGACGCCAACGAAAAAGGUGGCGGUGAGCAGGGGAGGGUGGCGUUGGAGCAUAUUGAUGGCGAGGAUGGUGGGGACGCUGCUGUCGCUGCCGCUGCUGCUGCUCGUGCUUCGGGGGCUAAUGCAGAGCAUGAGCAGGAGAUCACCAGAAGCAUUCCCAACUAUGUCAUCCUUGCUGGCCGUGCCGAAGAGUGGCGCGCAGCGUACCGCCAGCGGGAUCGAGAUGCCGAGCAGGGGGUGGUGCGGGACUGCUGUCUGUUGGGAGAGAGGGCAUGGUGGUGUAGUUGUUGGAUGUAUGGUUUCGACUAG